CCACCCUUUUUCCUCCUGUCCGGCUGUCCCCGGCCCCGGGCAUCAUCGCCAUAUAUAUAUGUAUAUAUAUAUCACGCGCCGCGCACGACGACGGCGGGGGACGUGGCACGGUGGCAGCGCGCAUUUGGCACACACUCUCGCACGUCGCGGGUAGCAGCUGCGAAGUGUAGGCGGCGGCGGCGGCGGCAGGUAAUGGCGAUUGCACCGGCAGCAGCGAGCCGAGCUACUGGUGGCUUAGCCCCUACUCGCUUGAUCUCCAAGAGCAGUUUCUUGGUGCCACCUCCCAUUCGGCUGCCACAUCGCGCCGGCGGCGGGAACAGGGCCGUGCUCCUCGGCGUCGGGCGGCGCGCCGACAACGGCUCGUCCUCCUCUGAGGGCGGCCGGCUGGUGGACGAGGACAUGGCGACGCUGCGGCGGCGUAUCCGCGAGGCGCGGGCGGAGGACGAUGGCAUUUUUGACGCUGACGUUGAUGCCGGCAUCCCGCUGCCGACUGAGUGGACGGAGCUGGAGCGGCGGCACCACGGGAGCUACGUGGCCGGCGUGCGCAGCGCGGUCGCCCUUCUCGAGGUGCUCCUCGUGAACACGCGCCCGGGGCUCGGCGCCGGCUUGCUGGCGGUGCUGCUGCUCGGCGUGCCGGCAUCGCUGUUCCUCGUCUGCGCGCAGCUGAUCCAGGCCGCUGACUCCGUCUGGUCCGGAUGAAUGGGCACGCACUGCUGCUGCAUCGUCGGUGUAUUAUAGCCAGAGAUGAAGCUGUAGACGAGCUGAGCUAUAAGCUGUAUUGUAACUUCACUUCAUCAAUGUAGUUUAUGGAGAGGAUUCAUGUUCUUCUUCUGUUAGUAAGCAGACACAAAUUCCUCUGUCGGACAAAA
Messenger RNA from Sorghum bicolor (sorghum), 869 nucleotides. RefSeq lists its product as uncharacterized. Lineage: Eukaryota; Viridiplantae; Streptophyta; Magnoliopsida; Poales; Poaceae. The transcript has a single exon. The record is from RefSeq and is a predicted model, not a curated record. The coding region runs from base 193 to 699 and encodes 168 amino acids.